Molecule: messenger RNA, 2466 nt
Organism: Pipistrellus nathusii (Nathusius's pipistrelle)
Lineage: Eukaryota; Metazoa; Chordata; Mammalia; Chiroptera; Vespertilionidae
Source: the annotation of a GenBank genome assembly
AUGGUUUUUAAUGUCUUGUCUUUGGAUGAACGAAGUUGUUUACAGUCAGAAAAUGAAAAUACCUGGGAAGUGCCAUUUGAGGAGAUCUCAGAGCUGCAGUGGCUGGGUAGUGGAGCCCAAGGAGCUGUCUUCCUGGGCAAGUUCCGAGCGGAGGAGGUGGCCAUCAAGAAAGUGAGAGAACAGAAUGAGACGGAUAUCAAGCAUUUGAGGAAGUUGAAACAUCCUAACAUCAUCGCUUUCAAGGGUGUUUGUACUCAGGCCCCAUGUUAUUGUAUCAUCAUGGAAUACUGUGCCCACGGACAACUCUACGAGGUUUUGCGAGCAGGCAGGAAGAUCACACCACGAUUGCUAGUAGACUGGUCCACAGGAAUCGCAAGUGGAAUGAAUUAUUUGCACCUCCACAAAAUUAUUCAUCGAGAUCUCAAAUCACCGAAUGUUUUAGUGACUCACACAGAUGCAGUAAAAAUUUCAGAUUUUGGUACAUCUAAGGAACUCAGCGACAAAAGUACCAAGAUGUCCUUCGCUGGCACAGUCGCAUGGAUGGCGCCAGAGGUGAUACGAAAUGAACCUGUCUCCGAAAAAGUCGAUAUAUGGUCCUUUGGCGUGGUGCUGUGGGAGCUGCUGACGGGAGAGAUCCCUUACAAAGAUGUAGACUCUUCGGCCAUCAUUUGGGGUGUUGGAAGCAACAGCCUACACCUUCCAGUUCCUUCCACUUGCCCUGAUGGAUUCAAAAUCCUUAUGAAACAGACAUGGCAAAGUAAACCUCGCAACCGACCUUCGUUCCGGCAGACACUCAUGCAUUUGGACAUCGCGUCGGCGGAUGUUCUUGCCACCCCACAGGAAACUUACUUCAAGUCUCAGGCUGAAUGGAGAGAAGAAGUGAAAAAGCACUUUGAGAAGAUCAAAAGUGAAGGGACGUGUAUACACCGCUUGGAUGAAGAGCUGAUUAGAAGGCGCCGAGAAGAGCUCAGGCAUGCUUUGGAUAUUCGUGAACACUAUGAGAGAAAACUUGAGCGGGCUAAUAAUUUAUACAUGGAGCUGAGUGCCAUCAUGCUGCAGCUGGAAAUGCGGGAGAAGGAGCUCAUCAAGCGUGAGCAAGCCGUGGAAAAGAAGUAUCCUGGGACCUACAAGCGGCACCCUGUCCGUCCAAUAAUCCACUCCAAUGCCAUGGAGAAGCUCAUGAAAAGGAAAGGCGUGCCUCACAAACCUGGGGUGCAGACCAAACGGCCAGAUCUGCUGCGGUCAGAGGGCAUCCCCAGCGUGGAGGUGGCUCCCGCUGCGUCCCCCCUGUCCGGAAGCCCCAAAAUGUCCACCUCGGGCGGCAAGAGCCGGUAUCGGAGCAAACCACGCCACCGCCGGGGGAACAGCAGAGGCAGCCACAGUGACUUCGCAGCAAUCUUGAAAAACCAGCCGGCCCCCGACCAUUCAGCCCUCCCCACGUACCCGCACCAGGCUCCAUCCCAGCACCCCUCUCUGCAGCAGCAGUACCAGCAGCCCCUGCCCGCCCCGUCUCAGAGUCACCACCCCAGGCUCCCUGUGCACGGCCAGGACAUUGCCACCUGCGCCAACAACCUGAGGUACUUUGGCCCCGCGGCCGCCCUGCGGAGCCCGCUCAGCAACCACGCUCAGAGACAGAUGCCUGGCUCCAGCCCUGACCUCAUCUCCAUGGCCGUGGCAGCGGACGGCUGGAGAAGUUCUGAGCCGGCCCAGGGCCAGGCCGGCCCCUGGGGCUGCUGCCAAGCUGACCCCUAUGACCCCUGCAUCCAGUGCAGGCCGGAGCAGUGCGGGCCCCUAGAUGGUCCCUUUGCUGAGCCGGUGGGGAGGAGUCCCGACCUUUUCAAGUCACCAGCACACAAUCUCCUCUCAGAAAACGCCCAAGGUUCUGAGAAAAUGGAAGAAAAUGAGUUCAAUGGCUGUAGGUCUGCCUCGUCCCUGGGCGUCCCUCAUCACAUCACCCCACCAGCGCUACCUCGAAAAACAAGGCCCCUUCAAAAGAGUGGAGAUGAGUCCUCAGAAGAGGAAGAAGGGGAAGUGGAUAGUGAAGUUGAAUUUCCGAGAAGACAGAGGCCCCAUCGCUGCAUGCGAAGCUGCCAGUCGUAUUCAACCUUCAGCUCUGAGAACUUCUCUGUGUCCGAUGGUGAGGAGGGGAACACCAGUGACCACUCCAACAGCCCUGAUGAGUUUGCUGAUAAACUGGAAGACCGCCUGGCGGAGAGGCUGGACGACCUGCUGUCCCAGACGCCGGAGAUUCCCAUCGAGAUCUCCUCACACUCAGACGGGCUCUCCGACAAGGAGUGUGCCGUGCGCCGUGUGAAGACGCAGAUGUCUCUGGGCAAGCUGUGUGCGGAGCAGCGUGGCUAUGAGAAUCCUAUGCAGUUUGACGAAUCGGACUGUGACUCUUCAGAUGGGGAAUGUUCUGAUGCCACAGUGAGGACCAAUAAACACUACAGCUCUGCUACUUGGUAA